Syngnathus typhle (broad-nosed pipefish) is the source of this 2938-nucleotide messenger RNA. It is a transcript of the gene n4bp3, whose product is annotated as NEDD4 binding protein 3. The record is from RefSeq and is a predicted model, not a curated record. The transcript has 10 exons. Gene Ontology annotation, cellular component: cytoplasmic vesicle. Bases 314 to 2173 code for a protein of 619 amino acids. Lineage: Eukaryota; Metazoa; Chordata; Actinopteri; Syngnathiformes; Syngnathidae.
CAGUGCACAAAGAGAUGAGCAGGUGGAGAGCUGGAAAGUACCAGGCACUCUAUAAAAGACAGAUUAGGUUAACGUGGUGUUAUGUUAAAAAAAAUGUGUGAAUCUGCACAGCCUAAAAGUAGCUCAGCUUCUGUUUCCUACCAUGGAGUCCUCCUACAGGCGAUUGUCAAGGACUGUGCAGCUCGCUCCCUCGCAUCAGAUUGACAAACAGGAAGUGCUGUGACCUGGUUAUCAGUAGGACAAACGGAAUCCAGGAUAAGUCCCAGAUACAAUUGCCCAAACGGAUAAAAGCACCUGUCCUCCCUUGUAACCAAUGGCAGCCUCGGUCCAGACGCUUCCUCGCCCUGGUAAAAACUUCCAAAGCUCGUUCCCAGCGCCGUUCUUUUCACCCCGCUGCAACAUGGGAAGUGUUGGCAGUCUGGUGGAGAGGCCCGGCGUGGGUCCUACAAAAGUCAACCAGGCCGUUCCCCAGGUGAGGCCCAAAGCGUCCAAUGGCCUCCUGAAGAAAGGCUUCACUCAGAGGGAGCUCCUCAACUACCUCAACAUCACCAGAAAAGAGCCCAAAGCCAACCAGAGCAGUGGCUCUAAGAAGGACAUCAUAGCCUCGAUUGGCAGGCAUCAGGAAGAAAACCUGUACGCCAAGGUCUUCCACAAAGAUGGCACCGAGAUUGAUUUGACAAAGAACUCGCUUCCAAGUGGAGCGAAAUAUGAAAAGGGCCACUUUAGGUCAUCUGCCUUCAAACCUGUCACUCCCAAAAACUUCAGUUCCAUGCAGAACCUGUAUCCGUCUUCCAAAUCGGAAGACGCGGACCAUGGGAUCUCGAACGGGCUGCACAGAGCCUACGGCCAUGUCUCUCAAACAGUCUCCAGCUCAUCUUCGUCAUCAUCGCCCUCUCGUCACGGAGGCUCCUCCGGUAAUCAUAAGGCUCAGCCCACCCUGCGAGGGGCAAGCCAAGACGAUGACAACCUGUCGGACUCGGGCCACAACUCCAUGAGCAGCCUGCCGCCGUAUCGGCCCCCCUUUCGUCCAAACCAGGCUCCCAUCAGCGCAUCUAUGGGCCACAUCAACACUAUCGGCUCCCUGGACCGCACCAAAGCCACUGGGUUGGGAGGCGGGACCAUUGGGGAAAUGGCGUGUCGCAGCAUGGCAACGCUCAGCCCCUCGGUGCCAUACGAAGGGGAGGCUCCGCCUCCUUAUGAUUGGACCCUCUCCAUGUCUGUAGAAGAAGUGGUGCGGGAUUUGGAGGAGAGGCUUGUGGAGAAAGAGCACGAGCUGAAGCAGAUGAGAAGAAACCUGGACGAGAGUGAGGGUGCCAUCGCUCAGGUGUUUGAAGGCAAACAGCGUCUGUGGGAGAAGGAGGUGGAGGAACUGAAGCGCCUCUACGCUGCCAAGCUGCGACAGGUUUCCCAGCAUGCCCAGCGAUCCCAGCGUGGUUUCCAGCUGCAGCUCUUCAAGGCCCAGCAGGAGAAGAGCCGACUUCAAGAAGAGCUUGAGGAUCUUAAAAGACGCCAGGAGGGCGGAGCCAAGGAGAAGACAAUUAGUCCCACCCUGGAGGAGACACAGUGGGAGGUUUGCCAGAAGUCCGGCGAGAUCUCCUUGCUCAAGCAACAAUUUCGAGACUCUCAGGCCGAGGUGACCCACAAGCUGAGCGAGAUCUUCCAGCUGAAAACGCAGCUCAGGGAGACCCGACUGGAGUUGUGCAACAGGGACAGCCAGGUCGAGGCGCUGAAACUCAUCAUGCAAAGCUCCCAGUGUCACAGAAGACCCUCUCACAGUACCAGCGACCAUGGGAAAGGAGACGAGAGUGCAACAGGAGGGUGCGCGGGCCUGACCGAGGAGCGUCUGCGCGCCGAGCUACUACUUGAGCGGCGCCAGAGCGAGGCCCAGGCCACGGCUUUCGAGGAGGAGAGGCGGACAUGGCAGACACAGAAGGACAAGGUCAUUCGUUACCAGAAGGAGCUGCAGGCCAGCUAUUUAGAGAUGUACCGCCGCAACGCAGAGCUGGAGAGGGAGCUGCGCCAGCUGAGAGCCGUCCGAGAGCAAGGAGAGGGGAGUAGAGACGAGACUUUGGACAGGGAAGAGCAAGCGCUGAAGAGCGACGUGGAAAAACAAGAGGACGGUCCAUCUUCUGGUUUGCCGUGGAUAGACAGGAUCGAAUCCUCGGAGAUUUGAUCAUGACGACACGGCUGGGCUGGGUCCAGAUGUUAGAACACCAAACUACGAUUAAUUAGCAAUCAAAGAACUACACUGUUUACCUUUUCAGAUACUCAUGCACCUCCUUCACAUUUUCGCAGUAAAAUCUUGGCCAGUGUGAAAUUAAGGAAAUUGUGUCCUUUUGGCACAAAGCUAAUCACUUUAUUCUUUAUUCUUUGGCAAAAGUAAAAUUAGAAUUUCUGUUUUUAUGUCACAGCCUGUGUGUAUUUUGAGGAUUGGAAAGAAACCGUUCAAAGACACGAGCACAUCCUGCGGUUGAUGUCUUUCUCAAUGUGAAUGCGUACAUACAUAUAAGCAAAUGAUCGGCAUGUUGUUGUUUGUUAUUCUGCUACUGCUGUACAUCUUUGACAAUAACCAAAGGAUUCAGAAAAGAUUCAAUUAGGGCCUGGUAAACUUUUCCAGAUUCAGGGAGAAAAAGCUGUAUGAGGAGCUUUUGUAUCAGCAAUGUUUGGUGCCGGGAUUUUAAUGCUAGUUUGUGAAAACUACCCCAUUUAUGGAAAUGACAAUGUUACAAGUGUAUUUUAUUCCCCAGUUCCUUGACAGAUUGAUAUGUUGUGUAAAUACGGAUCUUGUCCUACGGUUCUUCAGUGUACCUCAAGCACACUAGGACUGAACAAUUUUGAAAACUGAUCUAUUUGUGACACACACACACCUAACCCCCCACACUAUUUUGUCUUUUUUUUUUUCAGUCUUCUUCAAGCAAUAAAUGAUUCUGUCUUGCAA